UGCCUAGCAGAGAAAAGAAAAAAGUUCAGGAGAGUCCUCCUGAAGAGGCAAGGCGGGCUCCAAGACCCACUCAGUGCUGGACAUCAGCAAAGCCGGCUCACAGGAAAUGAUCCAUUCCGUGUGGUCACUUAUUCUGCUUUCUCUCACUCUCAAAGUUCAAGGAGUGAAAUGAAUGACGACAGACAAAGAGGAGCAGGGGAGCUUUACUUCUUCACUUCUGUCUUGGAGAAAAGAGAAGACAUGAAACUCACUGUCCCGCAGGGGAAAGGCUCUCCAUGGCCAGCCACCCUUUUCCUGACCCUUCUGUCCGGUGGCCUGGCACUGGUGGCUCUGCACCAAAUGUUCACCCUGCAGGCUGAGCUGGGGAGUCUCCGGCGUGAACUUCAGGCUUAUCAGAGCAGGACUGAGCUCCUGCAGGGGCAGCAGGAGGAGAAAGCAGGAACCUCUUCUACCAUUCUUCAGCCACAAGCUGCUGCCAUCGCAGGAGUCCAAGAGCUGGGGGUGCUCCCUCUGGCAGGAGAAAGCAGUCCUCAAAUCAGCCUUCGACCGAACAGACGGAGCAGAAGAAGCGUUCCCGACUCAGAGGAAACGAGACUACAAGACUGCUUGCAGUUGAUUGCUGAUGGUAAAAGUCCCACAGUACAAAGAGGUCCGUAUACCUUUGUUCCUUGGCUUCUCAGUUUUAAAAGAGGAAAAGCCCUAGAAGAAAAAGAAAAUAAAAUACUUGUUAAAGAAACUGGUUACUUUUUCAUCUAUGGCCAGGUUCUGUACACAGAUACCACCUUUGCUAUGGGACAUCUUAUACAGAGAAAAAAGGUCCAUGUUUUUGGAGAUGAACUGAGUUUGGUGACUUUGUUCCGCUGUAUCCAAAACAUGCCAGCAACGCUCCCUAAUAAUUCCUGUUAUACAGCUGGCAUUGCAAAGCUGGAAGAAGGAGAUGAACUUCAACUUGCAAUACCUCGUGAGAGUGCCAAAAUAUCUCAGGAUGGAGAUGGCACUUUUUUUGGUGCACUGAAGCUGCUGUGACAUACUUUUGAUCACCAUGUUUGUGGCUAUUUCCUUCCCUUUUUCUAUACCUCCCAGCGUCUGGGGGUGGGGGAUGGUGGAGGGGAAAGGAAACAAAGUAUCAAAAAAUGGUUAGUCUUUUCCUUGAACCAUUUGUCCUGAUUUGAUGAAUCCAGACCAAAACAGGAAACUCAACAGACAACCAUGAUGAAAUUAUAGUCAUAUGAAUGAUGAGAAAUUUGGCAUAGAAAUCAUUUUUAACUUCAUUGGCAUAUUUUGCCCUUGGACUAUGUUUUCAUUUUCAGGAGGUUUCUUUGACUUAAAUGGACAAUGAGGAUUCAUUCAAAAGACACAUUCUAUAGUUUAAUAAAAGUAAGUGAGGGCACCCACAAAAUAUUGUCAAUGAUUUUAUGUAUAGGUGUAUAUGUAUAUGUAUAUAUAUAUAUAUAUAUACACACAUGUAUUAUACAGAAGUCAAUUUUUAUGUUGCAUCCAUUUGAUCAAUUUUUCUAACUAGUAUUAUAUAAAAUAGAGCAGUCUAAAAACAAAAUUAUAUCUGUGGAAAAUCUUUAAAGAGUUAAUAAUAAUAAUAAUGGUAUGUUAUUAAACAAUUUUGCCCAAAAUACUAUAUUAGGACUACUAGAGCCUUGUUUGUUCCAUGUUAUUUUUAUCUUUAGCUUGCUGAAUUACUUAACAUAACUCAAAUUUUUUAUGUGAAAGAAGCAAAGAAAAUUAAGUAUGAAACUGUAUCAAAAUCAUUGGAGAAAAUCAAAAGAAAUCAUGCAAUUUGAUGUGUAAUUUGACUGGAAAUCAAAUCUAAAAUUUGGAUGCACGUGUAACUAAAAUUUCUAGGUAAUUAUGAUUUCAAUAGCAUAAAAAAUGAGCAAAUUCCAUUCUUAUUAUUUAACAUACUAUGGCACCAUUUCCUAUAACUGUCUCAAAUUGCUGCUAUUGUAAUUUACAAGUAAAUGGCACUGAAAACGCUGCAAUUAGCGGUCAUAGUAAUUGAGUAUGUACAGCAUGUCAUAUUUUAUAACUGAUCUUUAAAUUCUGGGAAUCCAGAAGCCAAAAUUUCUCAUGAUUUUUCUUUCAGUUAAGAAGCAUGUCUAUCAGUGCUGCACCCUUUUCUUUCAUUUUGCAGCAUUCCUUAUGAAGAAGCAAUUCAGGUUCACUCCCUAAAUAAGAUCAUAAAAAUAAAAAACCUCAGUUCCAUCUAUGCAGUGUUUAAAAUUAACUUCUACUCCUGUUGUUUAAAGAUAAUUUUAUAGUUUUUAUUUUAAAAAUCAAUGUAUUUCCCCUAACAACACAUAAAUUGAAAAAAGAGGUAAUUUGAUUGGUCGACCAUACCUAAUGUGGAAUUUUUGUUUAUAUUUCUUGUUGCUACUAAUUUAAAUUAACUAAAUAAUUUAACUUUUUAUUGCUCAUUUCCUUUAUUAUAACAUUCUGACCUAUAUCAAGUAUAUUUGGUUUGUUUAAAGGUGACCCCCAAUUAAUUUUUCAUCUUCACAGUUACCAAACACUUCAAAACUAAAAUGUUCAUACAUAAAAUAGAUUAUGAAAUUUGCAUUUUUCAUAUUUGAAAAUUAUUGAAUUAGUAUUAUACUUGAAAGAAGCAACAUGGCAUGGUGGAUAGGAGGAUAGCCUAAGUUAGGAAGACCUGGGUUCAAGUUCAAUCUCUGAAAUAUGUAUGAAAUAUGUAUGUGUUUCUGAGAAAGUCUCACUCAGUAGCUAGCAUUAAGUGGCAUUACUGCUACUAUACAGAUGAGGAAACUGAAGUUCGGAGGAAUGAAUGAUUCAUACAAUCAUACAGCUGCUAUCAAAUUCCAGAGCCAGAAAUUUAACUCCAAAUCUGGUACUUCUCUUAUGAUAUCCCUUUUCACAUGACCCUCAUCAUCAACAAUAAAAUAUAUUACGAUAAGACAUAAAUAAUAUGGAAGAGUAGGUAAAGAAUUAGCCUCUGAUAAGGAAGACCUUACCUCAAGUCUAAUCUUAGACACAUAAGUGGCUGUGUGCACUCCUACAAGUCAUUUAGUUUCCAUGGUUCAGCCAAUUUCUAGGUCUAAAGUGUGCAGAACUGUUACAUAUUCUCAUUGCUUGGGCUUUUCCUCACUAGGAAUUCCAAUACCAAAGAAAUCACAAUCUGGGAAUAAAAGGGAAAGAAAAAUUUUUAACUAAACUAAGAUCUGAAUUAAGAACUUCUUCAAAAAAAGUUGAAGAUGCCAUUAGAAAAUCCUGGUGAUAAAUACAUACACAUAGAUUUCAUACCUUCAAGUGUGCAUCUUUUAAAAAAGUGAUUUGAACAAAAUCUGAAAGUAGGGAGAGAAUUUGACAACAUUAAAAGUUUUCUUUUAAUUGAUUGUAUUUCAUAUUCCAGGAAAUUUCAAGUGUGGUUUAAUUUGUAUUGUAAAUGUCAUGAAAAAUCAAUGGACGAAUGGACCAAAUUCAUUGACCAUUUUUUAAAAGUGCUUGCUAUAUGUAGCAUAUUGUGUUAGUUAUUAACAGGGAAUAAAUGUGGAAGAAUGAUAGAAUCUAUUAUCUUUGUUCCAAGAUAUAGAUUUUAGUUCCAUAAUAGAAAGGAAAACCAACUUCCCAACAAUUAAGAGUUGCACCAAAAAUGGAAUGGUUCAUUUCUUCUUUUAGUGAAUCUUGAGUCAUUGAAGAUCAUUAAGUAAAAAAGUAAAUGACCUUUUAUUGUUUGUCAUUGGGAUCCUUAGCUUGGGUAAAAGUUGAACUAAAUGGCCCAGACUCCUCUUCAAAUGGAAACUUCUCUGAUUAUUAUUAUUGUAACAAUAACUUGCAUUCUUACAGUACUUACUAUGUGCCAGAAAGUGUGGUGAGCUCUAAAAUAUUAUCUCAUUUGAUCCUUGCAACAACUCCAUAAGAUAGGUGCUUAUUAUUCCCAUUUUAAUGUUGAGAAAACCAGAGAUUAAGUGAUUUGUCUAUGGUAACACAGCUGCUAAGUGUCAAAGGCAAGAUAUGAACUUUGUCUUCUAACUCCAGGGCUAGUAUUUUAUUCAUUAUAGCAUUUAAGUGCUUCUCAAUUCUAUACAAAACAUAAAACUUAUAAUCUAGUAUGGGGAUAUCAUAGUCAUACACAAAUAAAUGUUAUCUAAAUAAUGAAUAAGUAUAUAAGAGUGGAAUAAAUCAACUGACAAGUGAAGUCUGUGGAAGUCUAAAAAUAAUUAGGGUAUGGAGGGAGGGAGGGAGGUGGGAGAGAGAGAGAGAAAGAGAGAGAGAGAGAGAGAGAGAGAGAGACAGAGAGAGAGAAGAGCAAGGCUUCAUGGAAGAUAGGAUAUGAAUUGGCUUGAAAGGAUAGGUGGUGGUUCAGCUGGAAGAAAAGGCAUUUCAGACAUAGGGAAUGGCAUGAGCUAGUCAUAGAACCGGGAAAGUAUAGCAUUUAUUUGGGGCUUAAUGGUUACUCUAGGUUUCCUGGAACACAGAACAUAUGGAAAAGAGUAGUAUGAGUUAACUCAGGAAGAGAGGCUUCAAUUAAAUUGAAUGAGGUAUUCAAUGCCAGACUCAAGAGGUUGAACUUUAUUUAUCAGGUAAGAGGGUAGCCACUGAUGUAUCUGUGAGCAGAGCACUGCAUAAACAUAUCAAUUCAAAGAAAAUUAUUUUGUCUGGUAUUCCACUGUAGAGCAUCGUUUUCCAAAAUAUCUUAUAAUCCUGCCCUGAAAAAUUGAAUUAUUAGGUCACUACAUCAUAGAACUAUUCUGUGAUGAACUAAAAAGGCUAAUACUGUUUCCAGUGAUACUUCAUUUUAAAUAAGGGAGUAAUAAAUGUCCUGAGAGAAUCUAUUUGAAUAUAUUCAGGUUCUGAGUAGUAGAGAACAUCUUUUUUAAAUAUAAUUUCAUAUGUUAAUAAAAGCAUUCAAAACUGUUUUCUCACUCUAAUUCUAAUUAAUAAAUUUUUGCCUUGUACAUUC
Monodelphis domestica (gray short-tailed opossum) is the source of this 4930-nucleotide messenger RNA. It is a transcript of the gene TNFSF13B, whose product is annotated as TNF superfamily member 13b. NCBI's taxonomy places the organism in Eukaryota, Metazoa, Chordata, Mammalia, Didelphimorphia, Didelphidae. Gene Ontology annotation, cellular component: membrane. Gene Ontology annotation, biological process: immune response; positive regulation of B cell proliferation. The record is from RefSeq and is a predicted model, not a curated record. Gene Ontology annotation, molecular function: tumor necrosis factor receptor binding; receptor ligand activity.